AUGGGCGAGCUAGGAACUGGGUUCGCUGGAAACUGUCUCAAGGGAGGACGGGGCAUUGUCGUUUUUGACCCUUCAUUCGAUGACAAUGUUGUGCUACAGAAGGGCAACGAGUGGAGGGGACUGGUCCGAGAAAUGCUACGAAGUGUGUUCGCCGUGCCCAAACGAGGCGUUCGAGGUAUGAAGCCGUUCGUCGACCGGGUAAUUGGCAUCUUCGCUGUGGACGGAAAGAUCUGGAUCCGAGUCUACGAAAUUAGAGAGACGGACGUGGCUACUGCCACUAAGAAGGCGGAAGAGGAACUUCAAAAUGCCGCCGCCGGGGAGAAGAAGAAGAAGUCAAAGGGUGCUGGUGCUGGUGGCGGUAAGGGCGGGCCUGAAAUCUCGCUGGUCGAAAUUGGACCGCGGUUUGUCCUUACGCCAAUCGUGAUACUGGAGGGAAGCUUUGGUGGCCCGGUUAUCUAUGAGAAUCGCGAAUAUGUGAGUCCCAACCAGGUCAGACGCGAAAUACGGAUGAAGAAGGCCUCUCGAUACAAUUCCAGGAGAACGGGACAGAUUGAUAGGAACGUCAAGAAGACGGAGCUGGGAUUGAAUACUGAAAGCUCAAAGGAUAAGAAGGUCGAUGAGCUUGAUUCAAGAGUACUGUUUGCAUAG
Messenger RNA from Trichophyton rubrum CBS 118892, 648 nucleotides. RefSeq lists its product as uncharacterized. Bases 1 to 648 code for a protein of 215 amino acids. The transcript has a single exon. NCBI's taxonomy places the organism in Eukaryota, Fungi, Ascomycota, Eurotiomycetes, Onygenales, Arthrodermataceae. Gene Ontology annotation, biological process: rRNA processing; ribosomal large subunit assembly. Gene Ontology annotation, molecular function: rRNA binding. The record is from RefSeq and is a predicted model, not a curated record. Gene Ontology annotation, cellular component: nucleolus.